Molecule: messenger RNA, 945 nt
Organism: Puma concolor (puma)
Lineage: Eukaryota; Metazoa; Chordata; Mammalia; Carnivora; Felidae
Gene: CRYM
Product: crystallin mu
Biological process (GO): thyroid hormone metabolic process
Cellular component (GO): cytoplasm
Molecular function (GO): thyroid hormone binding
Source: RefSeq, a predicted model, not a curated record
AUGAGCCGGGCGCCGGCGUUCCUGAGCGCCGCCGAGGUGCUGGAGCACCUCCGCAGCUCCAGCCUCCUCAUCCCGCCUUUGGAGGCGGCUCUGGCCAACUUCUCCAGCGGCCCCGACGGAGGCGUCAUGCAGCCGGUGCGCACCGUGGUGCCGGUGGCCAAGCACAGGGGCUUCCUGGGGGUCAUGCCUGCCUACAGUGCUGCAGAAGACGCCCUGACCACCAAGUUGGUCACCUUCUACGAGGGCCACAGCACCAUCUCCAUGGUGCCCUCCCACCAGGCCACUGUGCUGCUCUUUGAGCCCAGCAAUGGCUCCCUUCUGGCGGUCAUGGAUGGAAAUGUCAUCACCGCAAAGAGAACAGCUGCAGUAUCUGCCAUCGCCACUAAGUUUUUGAAACCACCCAGCAGUGAAGUGUUGUGCAUCCUUGGGGCUGGGGUCCAGGCCUAUAGCCACUACGAGGUCUUCACAGAACAGUUCUCCUUCAAAGAGGUGAGGAUAUGGAACCGCACCAAAGAACAUGCAGAGAAGUUUGCAGACACAGUUCAAGGAGAGGUACAGGUCUGUUCGUCGGUCCAGGAGGCGGUGACAGGUGCAGAUGUGAUCAUCACAGUCACCAUGGCAACAGAGCCCAUUUUGUUUGGUGAAUGGGUGAAGCCGGGGGCUCACAUCAAUGCCAUUGGAGCGAGCAGACCCGACUGGAGAGAGCUGGACGACGAGCUGAUGAAACAGGCUGUGCUGUAUGUGGAUUCCCAAGAGGCUGCCCUGAAAGAGUCUGGAGAUGUCCUCCUGUCAGGGGCUGAGAUCUUUGCUGAGCUGGGAGAAGUGGUGAGGGGAGUCAAGCCAGCGCACUGCGACAAGACCACGGUGUUCAAGUCUUUAGGAAUGGCGGUGGAAGACCUGGUUGCAGCCAAACUAGUGUACGAUUCCUGGUCAUCUGGCAAAUGA